AUGUUAUCUGCUUGUUCGAGGGUAAAUCUCAAGAGGACUCUGGCGACCCACGCUAAAUUUCCUUCAGUUCCAUCUGAAUUCAAAUCAAAGGUACCACCUUAUUCGAAACUUUUAGACAACUUGGGUCAAGUUAAAAAGAUUACCAACGAUGCACCAUUGACCUUAGCUGAAAAGAUUCUCUACUCGCAUUUAUGUGAUCCACAGGAAUCCAUUGUCUCCUCCAAUUUGCAAGAUAUCCGCGGUUUGCAAUACUUAAAAUUGAACCCUGACCGUGUUGCCAUGCAAGAUGCUUCAGCCCAAAUGGCAUUAUUACAAUUCAUGACGACUGGUCUUUCACAGACUGCAGUUCCUGCAUCUAUCCACUGUGAUCAUUUAAUCGUCGGUAAGAAAGGUGAAGCCGAGGAUUUGGUGACAGCCAUGUCUACAAACAAAGAAGUGUUUGAUUUCUUACAGAGCUGUGGUGAGAAAUAUGGUAUUCAAUUUUGGGGGCCAGGUUCAGGUAUUAUUCAUCAAAUUGUUCUUGAAAACUUCUCAGCUCCAGGUCUGAUGAUGUUAGGUACAGAUUCACAUACACCAAAUGCAGGUGGUCUUGGUGCAAUUGCCAUUGGUGUGGGUGGUGCCGAUGCCGUUGACGCGUUGACUGGUACUCCAUGGGAGUUGAAAGCUCCUAAAAUUCUUGGUGUUAAAUUAACAGGUCAUCUCAGCGGUUGGGCCUCGCCAAAGGAUGUAAUUACUAAAUUGGCAGGUGUCCUUACCGUGAGAGGUGGUACUGGUUACAUCAUUGAAUAUUUUGGUGAAGGUGUAUCAUCUCUAUCGUGUACAGGUAUGGCUACUAUCUGUAACAUGGGAGCAGAGAUUGGUGCAACAACGUCUACUUUCCCCUACCAAGAAGCUCACAGACUAUAUUUACAGGCCACUGGUAGAUCGGUUUUGGCAGAUCAAGCUGACAUUGCAUUAAACGAAUUCGGUUUCCUAAGAGCCGAUGAAGGAGCUCAAUACGAUAAAGUUGUGGAAAUUAACUUAUCCGAAUUGGAGCCUCAUGUUAAUGGUCCAUUCACGCCCGAUUUAUCAACACCUAUUUCAGAAUUUGGUGAAAGAACUUUGAAAGAAGAUUGGCCUCAAAAGAUUUCCGCCGGUUUGAUUGGAUCUUGUACGAACUCUUCCUACCAAGAUAUGACUCGUGCCGCCGAUCUAGUCAGACAAGCAUCACAAGCAGGUUUGAAGCCACGUAUCCCAUUCUUUGUUACACCUGGUUCAGAACAGAUCAGAGCAACUUUGGAAAGAGAUGGGCUGAUUAAGACUUUUACCGAUAACGGUGCUACGGUUUUGGCUAACGCUUGUGGUCCAUGUAUCGGUCAAUGGGAUAGACAAGAUGUUCCAAAGACCUCAAAGGAAACAAAUUCUAUCUUCAGUUCCUUCAACAGAAACUUCAGAGCUAGAAAUGAUGGUAACAGAAACACUAUGAACUUUUUAACUUCGCCUGAAAUUGUUACCGCUAUGAUUUACUCAAGUAAUGCUCAGUUUAACCCUGUUACUGAUUCAAUCAAACUGGAUAAUGGUAAGACUUUCAAAUUCAAUCCCCCAGUUGGGCAAGAUCUACCUAGAGCUGGCUUUGAACAGGGUAGAACCGAAUUUUAUCCAGCUGCUGAUCCUAAACCACAACCGGACGUUAAAGUGGAAGUUUCUCCAGAAUCGGAUCGUCUGCAACUUUUGGAACCAUUUAAACCUUGGAAUGGUAAGGAAUUGAAGACUAACGUUUUGCUCAAAGUGGAAGGUAAAUGUACUACCGAUCACAUCUCAGCAGCUGGUGUUUGGUUAAAAUACAAGGGUCACUUGGAAAAUAUUUCUUAUAACACUCUGAUUGGUGCUCAAAAUAAGGAAACUGGUGAAGUCAAUAAGGCUUAUGAUGCAGAUGGCAGCGCUUACGAUAUCCCAGGCUUAAUGAUGAAAUGGAAGGAUCAAGGAAAACCAUGGACUGUGGUUGCUGAACAUAAUUACGGUGAAGGUUCCGCUAGAGAGCACGCAGCAUUAUCACCAAGAUUCUUGGGCGGUGAAAUAAUUUUGGUUAAAUCUUUUGCAAGAAUUCACGAAACAAAUUUGAAAAAACAGGGUAUGUUGCCUCUAACUUUUGCCAACGAACAAGAUUACGACAAGAUUAGCUCUGGUGAUAUUCUGGAAACUGUUAACUUGGUAGAUAUGGUUGCUAAAAAGGGUGAUAAUGGCGGAGAAUUAGAUGUCAAGGUAACAAAGCCUUCUGGUGAAUCUUUCAUCAUCAAAGCCAAGCACAAUAUGUCUAAGGACCAGAUAGAAUUCUUUAAGGCAGGAUCCGCUAUCAAUUACAUUGGUAACAUUAGCAGAAAUCAACAAUGA
This is a messenger RNA of Zygosaccharomyces rouxii, 2370 nucleotides long. RefSeq names its product aconitate hydratase ACO2 (gene ACO2). The transcript has a single exon. Gene Ontology annotation, molecular function: aconitate hydratase activity; 4 iron, 4 sulfur cluster binding. The record is from RefSeq and is a predicted model, not a curated record. The coding region runs from base 1 to 2370 and encodes 789 amino acids. Gene Ontology annotation, cellular component: cytosol; mitochondrion. Lineage: Eukaryota; Fungi; Ascomycota; Saccharomycetes; Saccharomycetales; Saccharomycetaceae. Gene Ontology annotation, biological process: tricarboxylic acid cycle.